Molecule: messenger RNA, 8248 nt
Organism: Trichechus manatus latirostris (Florida manatee)
Lineage: Eukaryota; Metazoa; Chordata; Mammalia; Sirenia; Trichechidae
Gene: FSD1L
Product: fibronectin type III and SPRY domain containing 1 like
Exons: 14
Coding region: 113-1639 (508 amino acids)
Molecular function (GO): protein binding
Source: RefSeq, a predicted model, not a curated record
CGAGUGAGAGAGUAGCGAUCUCGUUUAGUGGUUUUGGGGUGUCCCACUUCCUUCAGCCUCCUCACACGAUUCUUCGGCGCGGUUUCGGGCCCAGCGGGCUCAGCCCCUAACCAUGGACUCCCAGAAAGAAGCUCUGCAAAGGAUUAUUUCAACUCUGGCAAAUAAAAAUGAUGAAAUUCAGAACUUUAUUGAUACACUGAAUCAUACAUUAAAAGGAGUUCAGGAAAAUUCUUCUAACAUACUUUCAGAGUUAGAUGAAGAAUUUGAUAGUUUGUACUCUAUAUUGGAUGAGAUGAAAGAAAGUAUGAUUAGCAGUAUCAAACAGGAACAAGCUCAUAAAUCACAAGAGUUACAGAGUCAGCUUAGUCAAUGUAAUAAUGCCCUGGAGAACUCUGAAGAACUACUAGAAUUUGCGACACGGUCACUAGAUAUAAAGGAACCUGAAGAAUUUUCAAAGGCUGCCAGACAGAUCAAGGAUAGAGUCACAAUGGCAUCAGCCUUUCGCCUUUCUUUGAAACCAAAGGUCAGUGACAACAUGACUCACUUAAUGGUGGAUUUCUCUCAGGAAAGACAGAUGCUGCAGACUUUGAAGUUUUUGCCAGUUCCCAAAGCUCCAGAGAUAGAUCCAGUAGAGUGUUUGGUGGCUGACAACUGUGUAACAGUAGCAUGGAGAAUGCCAGAAGAAGAUAAUAAGAUUGACCAUUUUAUACUAGAAUAUAGGAAAACUAAUUUUGAUGGACUUCCACGUGUAAAGGAUGAGAGGUGCUGGGAGAUAAUUGAUAAUAUUAAGGGUACUGAAUAUACACUAUCAGGUUUAAAAUUUGAUGCAAAGUACAUGAAUUUCAGAGUGAGAGCUUGUAACAAGGCUGUGGCUGGAGAGUAUUCUGAUCCAGUGACUCUAGAGACCAAAGCACUUAACUUCAGUUUGGAUAACUCGUCAUCCCAUUUGAACCUGAAAGUUGAAGAUACCUGUGUAGAAUGGGAUCCUACUGGAGGAAAAGGUCAAGAAACUAAAAUUAAAGGAAAAGAGAACAAGGGCAGUGUCCAUGUUACUUCACUGAAGAAACAUACAAGAAGUGGUACACCAUCCCCCAAACGGACAUCUGUAGGUUCCAGACCACCAGCAGUAAGAGGCAGCAGAGAUCGUUUUACUGGGGAAUCAUACACAGUGCUGGGAGACACUGCUAUUGAAAGCGGACAACAUUAUUGGGAGGUGAAGGCCCAGAAAGAUUGUAAAUCCUACAGUGUGGGAGUAGCGUACAAAACUUUGGGGAAAUUUGACCAACUGGGAAAGACAAACACUAGUUGGUGUAUCCAUAUCAACAACUGGCUACAAAACACAUUUGCAGCAAAGCAUAAUAAUAAAGUCAAAGCCUUGGAUGUUACUGUUCCUGAGAAAAUAGGUGUAUUUUGUGAUUUUGAUGGAGGUCAGCUUUCUUUCUAUGAUGCAAGCUCAAAACAAUUGUUGUAUUCUUUUAAGACAAAAUUUACUCAGCCAGUGCUUCCUGGUUUCAUGGUUUGGUGUGGUGGACUUUCUUUGAAUACUGGGAUGCAGGUUCCAAGUGCUGUUAGAACACUUCAGAAAAGUGAAAAUGGAAUGACUGGUUCAGCUAGCAGCCUGAACAAUAUUACUCAGUAAUGCCUACUCAAUAUAUUAACCCCCGUUUUGAUUGGGAGACUUCUGUGCAGUUACAAAUCACAGGAAUUUGUGAGUGGUGCAUAUCAGGUUUGCUACCUUUUGCUUUAAGGCCUGGAGUCUGUUAGCAUUAUACAUCUAAUAUGAAGCAUUUGCAGAAACUUACUGUGCAAUUUCAUAGAAGCAAGCAGAUACCGAGUGAGAAACUGACAUUUCGAAGAAUAAGAAGAAAGGCAGUGUUUAAAUUUUUAUAUAGAAACUCAUUUUUGUGUUUCUUGGAUUUUUGUUUUUUUUUUUUGAUCUUCUACUAUUUUAAUUACAGAUGGCAACUGUAGAACCUGGGGUGGAAAGCUUUUAAACCUUACCUUUUUUUCUCUAUGCUUUCUCUCUCUCUCCCUCUCUCUUUUUUUAAUCUCAUUAUUACCUAUUAUUUAGUUCUUACACUGAAGCUUUAAAAAUAUACUGUCCAUUAAGGUUUUUCAGAAAUUGAUACCAUUGCUUGGGGAUGCUAUAAAGGUUUUCUUAUAAUGGUUUAUUUUUCCCGUUUUAUAAAUUUGUUGAGUUUUGCUAAAUUAUCUCCCUUGUUUGUUGACUACAUUGUAUAUCAUUUUCUCUUUUCCAAAAUAGUGUAAUAUUUCCCUUAUGGUUAUAACUCAAAAUAGAGAAUAGAUAGGGGGAGUUUCUAGGGAUAAUAGCUUAAACCCAUUGCUGUUGAGUCGAUUCCGAAUCAUAGCAACCCUAUAGAACAAAGUAGAACUGCCCUGCAGGGUUUCCAAGUCUGUAAUCUUUAGGGAAGCGGACUGCUACAUCUUUCUCCUGCGGAGCAGCUGGUGGGUUCAAGCCACCAACCUUUCAGUUAGCAGCUGAGCACUUAACCACUGUGCCACCAGGAUCACCCAAAUUUCAGUUCUACACCUGUUGUACUAAUGCAGUGACUAGAGGAUAUUCUUUAUAUGUUACCCUGCUUAAUUAGACUUUUCAUUCAGUCACUUUGGAUGAUGGGUAAGAUUUUUUUUAAGCCUUAUAUUUUCUGACUUUGUUGCCUAGUUUAAUCCCACUUUUAAUAGUCGUCUUUGAUAAAAUUUCCAAUUAAAUUUGGUAAGAACUGAUAAUAAUUAUACUGAUUUUUAACCUUUUUAGUAGGGGUGAAAUUUUAUUAAAGUUACAUGGAGGGUAGAAAAACCUACCCUGUUCACUUUUUGUCUAAGAAGGGUAGGUUAUAAAGUGAGGUGCUUAAAAGUAUUCUUUACUGAAGUAAUUUAUAUCUGCUUUUUAAUAAGAUAUGAAAUUGUUUAAAGAGUUGUUUUGAAAAAAAAAUCUACAUUUCCCUGACUGAAUUGGCACAUGGAUUUUUCAAACAUAACUAUCCAGAGGUUAUUUUCCUCUCCCGUCUUCUGCUGCAUUCACUUGCUUUGAAAAGGGGUAUGAUUCUUCCACCAAUCAACACAGAAUAAUCUUCCACAAACUAGGGGAAAAUGUGUUAAACUAUGAGUAAAACCUGUAGUUAUUGAGCAGAACAUAUCUAUUCUUAAAAAGUGGGUUAAAAUUUGUAGCCCAAGUCGUUUAAACCAAACAAAAAGUUGUGAUUACAGUAUUUAAGAAUUCCAUGAGCACUUUUAAGAUGUCUGAAUUUUUAUUUUCCUUUAUUUUUUAAUCUUUUAAUUAUUCUCCUUGACUUUCUGUGAUUUUCAUAUCAAAUGUCUUGUGCUAUGACAACCUUUUUCCAAGAAGUGACUAUUGCUGCUUGUAUUUGAGUUGCUUUCUACAGAAAGACUUGUAGAAUAUAGCUCAUUCUCUCUUCAAGUUUACUGCUUACUGAUAGAAUGUUAUGUUCUAUUGGUAAAACAAAUCUAAAUGAGAAACUUUAUUUGAACUGGAGUAUUAUUUUUCCAGAGAAAAUUUUUAUCUUCACUAUUUUCUGAUGAUACAUUGGUAACUUUAAAGACUAUAAGGAAGUUUAGAGAAUAAAAUAUGCCCGUACGUAUUCUUUUCAUUCUCAAAUAUAAUUUUCAUUUUUAUUCCUCAUAGAGAAUUUUGAAACAAAUUUUCAUAUGUUCUGUUCCCUAUAGUGGGAUUAUUCCAGGACCUAAAGAAGCAGGAUUUUAUAAUCCCUUUUCUAUAGACUCAAACUUGAAAUAGUAAUUUAGCGGUCGAGUUGCUUUAUGUGAACCAGCUACACAGUUUACUUUAGCAAACAUGACAGAAAAAGCCAGAAGCUCUUGUAUAAAAUUUUUAUGAUUAUGUCUUAUAUAUUAUAAAUGUGUCUUCUGAUUAAUUCAGUGCCUUCUUCCUCUAAGCAUGCUCUUGCCCCAUGCCCUAUGCAGUGUCAACUGAUAUUUAAGGCAGAAAGCAUUAUGUUAUACUGGUGAGGGCCUUCUAUUGCAGGGGGAUGGGGAAAAUAAUUAAUCAGGGGCUGGAGAGGUGCAUUUGAUUCUUUCCUGUGCUCAUGCCAUCAUUUGAGACUGCAUAUAUGGGUUUUUCUAAUAUUCAUUUGGAAAAUAUAUUAAUCUCACUAGGGAGGUUUUGUUUCUCAGAAGUUUGUACUAAUAAAUAUGAAGUUAGUAAAUCCAGACUCCACGUUCUCAUCACAUAUGAUCCUUAAUAUUAAAUUAUACUAUUAUUACUUCACAAUAAGAAUCUGAGGUUUUUCUCUUCCUAUGCUUCUCCUUAAAGUUCUCUAGAGAACAGAAUGUGUAGGUUUUUUUUGUUUUGUUUUGUUUUGUUUUAAGUGAAUUUGCUGUUAAGUUAAACUAAUGAAAGUUGCCACCCUCAUUUUUAAACUAGAAAAUAAUCAAUUAUAGUGCCUAUUUAAAUAGUCUCCAAAUAAGGUAGCUAUUAACUUGAUGAUAAUACAUAACAUUCUCAUUUACAUUUGAAUUAAAUUUAAAAGUAUUGGGCUCUUUUGCUGAAUUUCAUACAUUGUAAAAAGUUGAUCAACCCUUUAAAGUAUUUUUUAUUGCUUUAUUUACUCUUUGUUUUGCCAGGUCAAACAUGAUUGCUUUCUAUAAGGAAAUGCGUGAGAGGUUGACUGUAAUGGAUGUAUGACAGGUGUAAAAUAUGUUUGAUUAAAACAUACAUUUAGUAUUGCAUUUCUCUUUUAACAGUUGAAUUCCAAACCAGUUUUAGUAAACUGCAUUAGGAAAUGAAGGAGCUGCUUUAAGCACUUUAGAAAAAGAAUUUUUUAUAAUUCAUUUUGACUUUUUGGACUAACCAUGUCUUUAACUUGGUAUAUACAUAUACCAAGCAUUUCAUAACUGAAUGCAUCUAGUGAAUUAACACACAGUGAUUCUUUGUAUGUUCCAGGAGUUACGUUAGUAAACAAAGUGAAAGUAUUAGGGGCAUAGCUAUCUGAACAUGGAUUUAAUUGAUGGCAUCUAUACUAUUUUGACAAACAUGAACUACCGUACAGUUGGGGACUUGGCCUGCUUACUCUAUUCUGCAAACAGUAAUUUUUCCUCAUGUUUUCAUCUAAAGAGACAUAUUGGUUUGCUUUUGUUUACUCAUUUAUAAAAUUAAAGCAUGAAUGGUAUCAUGUAUGAUUAGAUUUUUUGAAGCUGGUCCUUGGUGGUAUAAAUAAUACAUGGAAAUAUUUGUAAUGAAACCUUUUUAUUAGGCUGAUAAUCUAUGUUAUGACCUACCUAGAAUAAUUAGUUUUUCCCUAUAUACUUUUUCCAUAAAAUUAUAGUUAUUUAUGUAUUUUUAAUUGUUUCUUUUGGAACAAUUGGGAAAAAAGUUUGGAAAAGGAUAUAUAUGGAAAAUGUUUAUUUCGAAGAAUAUAGAAUGUAGACUUCUUAUUCUAGAAUAUCUGAUGCCAUAUUUAAAAAAAAUUUGGAACUAUGUUUUCAGUUCAUAAAUACAUUUAAUAAUUCUGAAGACAAAAAUGUUAGAGCAGUGUUCAUUCAUGGUUAAUUCAUACGAAUAUUUGAGUGUCUGGUGUGGCAGUCAAAAUUUAAUUACCGUUAUCUUCACAAAUAACGUGCCAAUGUAAAUAACAUGCAUACACGUAUAGCACACGUAGCACGCUUAAUAAUGCACAAGGGGGUUGCAUGGUUGGCAAAAAAGUAUACCACGCACGUUAUUUGUGUAAAAAUAUGGUAGUUUCUAUUCAGAUUUCUCAAAUCAGUGAAGUUUGAUUAAUUGUGUGGAUAGUUUUGCUGCUGUUGAGUAGUGUAAUAAAGUUUGCAUCUUAAAAAUAAUGUUUGCUAGUAGGUCAGAAGUUUAAAAGAGUGAAUUUGUUAUAGUUUGUUAAAAAAAAAAUUCUAAUGAACUGAAUAUAAUGUGGUUCACUUUAUACAGUCACCUAAAAUUGGGUUUGGAAACGUUUUCUUCAUUGAUUUUAUUUUUAUACUGGAUGUACUCUUUUAGGGAAGUAUAUGGCCAGCAUAAGUUUACUAAGCAUCCAGGUAACGGUAAGUUAUUUCAGUUAUUUUUAACCAAAAUUGACAUUUCAUAAUGUGGGCACUGGAACAUUAUAAGAGAUCAUGAGUGUUUUCUUAAUCAUCACAGAAAGAUUACCUCAUAUUCAGAAUAGUUUUAGUUUUAUGUGUAUCUUACAGUAUUCACAUUCUAAAGAUAUUUAUAAUCUUGAUAUGUCACAUAUGAUUUUGUUACCUGGAAUAUUUGAUUUAACCUAAAUACUCCUAAGAAUUUUGAGUAAGUUAGAGUUUAUAUGGAUAACAUUCGUUGUAUAUUGUUUUCAUCAAAAAGAGAUUGUUGAACAUACCAGGUAUAAGGGAAUAUUGGCUUAUACAUAAAGACCAGAAAUUGCCAUGGUACUUUUCUCUUCAGACUACCCAGUUAUUAAACUAAAACAGUAUUUGUUAUUUCUGGGUCAGUAUAAGGUACUAAUUUUUGAUUCAAAAUGAUUUAAGCUAUGUUAGUUUAAACAGAUAUGUUUUCUUAAUGACACCUGUUCUAUAUAAGUGGGUCCUUGAGAAUGGACAUGUAGAGGAUUUCAUAGUAUGUAGGCAGAAGGUAGGUGAAUGUGUUUAUUUUGGUUUGGAGCUUAUUUAGUAUACACCAAUUUUAAAUAAGUCAAACUGUAAGUGAUUGGUAAAGGCAUCUUUAUUAGUAUUAGAACUUUUCGGAGAGCAAAGGCUUAUGGAAUGCAUUUUUUUUUUAAACAUUUCCAGUAUCUCUGAGGUACCAAAGCAAUGAGUCUAAUUUACCUUUAAAAUCAAAUUUAUAACUAGUUCAUACUGUAAGAUACAUAAUAGCUAAAUUUUUGAAAUUAUAUUAAAAACCACUAGUCUUUAAAAUCUCUGGAUAUGAUAUAAAAAAGAUUUUUGCUUCAUCUCUUUUAAAGUACUUAAAAUUAAUAACCUUAGCUUUACCAUGUACUAAAUUUAUGACUUCUGUAUAAGUCAUUUGUCUUCUUUAUCUCCAUUGCCUUGCCUAUAAAAUUACAAUCUUUUUAGCCUACCUCACAGGGCUGUUGUGAGGAAUAAAAUAAAACAAGAGUGUGUGGAGUUGCUUCAGAGACCGUAAAAUGCUAUGUAUGUGUAAGGUAUUAUUUUUAGUUAAUGGAUUUGAUGCUUCUCCAUGCCAUUUACUUUGAUAAAGCAUGUGCUUGAAAGUGGUAUCACCAAUGAUUUCAAACGUGAUUAAAAAAAAAAAAAGGAAAUAAUUGUCAAAGACUUAAAUAAACAGAAUUGAAAAUUGCCAGUUAAAAUGUCCUUUAACAUUCAUUUAGUUUGUGCAUGAUCUGCGGCCUUUUUGUAGUUUCUCAUCAAGCCCAUUACCCUGUAACAAGAGUUAUUAGAGCUGUAAAAUUACUCCCUUAGCAGUAGUGUGUCAUUGUGGAAUAGUAGCAUAAAUAAAAACUAAACUAAGCUAUAUCUCCUUCGAGGCAUUUGAACUUUCAAUUUAGGAUGGCCGAGUGCCACAUACAAAGACUGAAUUUGGCCUAAAUAAUUCCAAACAACUAAAUGAUUCAGCAGUUGUUGUCACUGGAUAAGCGAUACUAAGAUGUGCUGCCUGAACAUCUGGCAGCUUCGUUGCAUUGUCAUUUUUCAAAAUAAAAUGAAACCUUGUUAACCUGGAAGUCGUUUAGUAUCUCUCCUGCCAUAGUUGUUUUGCUUUAAAAUUGGAUUUAUAAAUGUUUUACAGAUUGCCUUAAUCUACACAUUAUUUUGUAUGUCUAUCAUUUGGACAUGGUUUUGCUAUGCAGUUCUGAUAAUAAAAUUUUUAAUUCCUUAGGUUUUACCUUUAAGUUAUUGAUGAAGAAAACUAAUAAACUACUUAUGAUGUACUCAGUGCUGCAAAAGAUUGUUUUAAUAAGCAUAUUGACUCAUCUUCCUUAGAAACAAGACAAAACCUUUAAAAUGGUUUUUUAACCUUAAAGUAGGGGUAUUCAAAGUGGAGUAACUUGUAUGAUGAAAUGACUGUAUGUUCUUUAUAGAUAUGACUGAGUUAAAGUUUCCAAAAGCACCUGGGCUGUGUCAUCUAAAAAAUAAACUUUUUUCCUGCCUUCUUUUACUUCAGUGGUUUCAUUUAUCAACUCUUUUAUUGAGUAUCUACAAUGUGCUAUUGGGAUAGACAAGAUUAAAAAGUCACAGUUCCUUUGCCCAAAAAGCUUUAUGUUUUAGAGUAGUGCUGUUCAACAGAAUUUUG